AUGAACUCCAAGAUUAUUAAUAUUGCCAUUCUUUUGGUCAUUUUCAGCGCUGUCCUGGUGCACUCUGCCAACCUUAAUGCCUACCCAUUCGAUCUGACCCAAACCAAGACUGCUACAUGGUCCGAUGGAACAAACAAUGUGUUCUCAACCUUUGAUUGCCAUCUUAUUAACUUAUCUGGAAACACAGUGACUCUGACCUCGAUUACUGCCAACAGUGCACCAGUGUCAGUUUGGGGAGCCCUGUCACCAUCCGAGACCACCACCUUUGCCGUCCAGGAGUGGGCUUCAUCCAUCAGUCCCAACGGUACCGUUAGCUUUGGAUACCUUGUCCAGUCCUCCAACGCCAUUUCAUGGACCUACUCUUCAUCCGCAUAA
This is a messenger RNA of Acytostelium subglobosum LB1, 375 nucleotides long. RefSeq lists its product as hypothetical. Gene Ontology annotation, molecular function: carbohydrate binding. NCBI's taxonomy places the organism in Eukaryota, Evosea, Eumycetozoa, Acytosteliales, Acytosteliaceae. The transcript has a single exon. The record is from RefSeq and is a predicted model, not a curated record. The coding region runs from base 1 to 375 and encodes 124 amino acids.